Formica exsecta is the source of this 3168-nucleotide messenger RNA. RefSeq names its product N6-adenosine-methyltransferase non-catalytic subunit (gene Mettl14). The record is from RefSeq and is a predicted model, not a curated record. Gene Ontology annotation, molecular function: mRNA binding. The transcript is spliced from 5 exons. The coding region runs from base 468 to 1640 and encodes 390 amino acids. Gene Ontology annotation, cellular component: nucleus; RNA N6-methyladenosine methyltransferase complex. NCBI's taxonomy places the organism in Eukaryota, Metazoa, Arthropoda, Insecta, Hymenoptera, Formicidae.
CGAUACAACUAAUCGUCGACGUAACCUCGAUUGUUGCAACUGACGUUUUGACGAUUUUGCUGUAAUCACGUCGUAUCAGCUGAUACAUGUCGGCAUCUGAUAAGAGGUUAAAUAGUGCAUCACAAACAUUGACAAUUCCUCAAGAUUUUUGUGAAAACUGAAAUAAAAUAUUGAACAAAAGGAAACAGGGAGAAAAAAGCCAUUGUGUUCUACAAAGAACAAAUAAAAGGAAUAUAUCAGAGAUGAAGUUUCUUUCUGGUUAAACAAAAUUGCAUUGUGUGUGUAAAUAAUAAUCGAAGUUACAAUAGUCUCUUCGUGAGAAGAACGAAUUACGUUUUGCACGUUCAUCCAGUUUUCAAGUUAUUUUUUUCUUUUUUGCACGAGAUUAAUAUAAUUCUGAGCAAAACGAAUUGGAAUCUACAGAAUAUGUUUACAUUUAUGACGUAUCGCAAAUGAGGAUGUAAAAGAUGCUGCAAGCUCGUUGGGAACGUUCUCAGAAACGCAAGAAACUCUUGGCUCAAACGCUGGGAGUUUCGAGUGUGGAUGAAUUGCGACAAAUUUUGGGAACAGAUGUGGAGGAUACACAAAAAAAGAGAGGCAGACUGUCUAAUGAUAAAUCCGACAGUGCAAUCAAGGAUCUGAAAGAUGACGCUGCUCCAACAGAUGAGAUUGUGUACAAGGAUUCUUCGACAUUCUUAAAAGGAACACAAUCGUCAAAUCCACACAAUGAUUACUGUCAGCACUUCAUUGAUACUGGCCAACGGCCACAAAACUUUAUCAGGGACGUGGGUCUGGCAGAUAGAUUCGAGGAAUAUCCAAAGCUGCGCGAGCUGAUCAAACUGAAGGAUGAUCUAAUCGCGGAAACCGCGACUCCGCCAAUGUAUCUAAAAACAGACCUGCUGUCGUAUAACUUGAAAGAGCUCAAUUGUAAAUUUGAUGUCAUUCUUAUAGAGCCACCUCUGGAAGAAUAUCAAAGAACGUGCGGCGCGACCAAUGUGCAGCUUUGGAAUUGGGACCAAAUAAUGGAGCUCGAUAUUGGUGAGGUGGCUGCCAAUCGGAGCUUUGUGUUUCUUUGGUGCGGUAGCAGCGACGGCCUGGACAUGGGACGGUUUUGCCUGCGCAAGUGGGGUUUCCGGCGUUGCGAGGAUAUCUGCUGGAUUCGUACAAACAUCAAUAAUCCGGGACACAGCAAAAAUUUGGACAGCAAAGCGGUGCUGCAAAGGACGAAGGAGCACUGCCUGAUGGGUAUUAAGGGUACGGUACGACGAUCCACUGACGGUGAUUUUAUUCACGCAAAUGUCGACAUCGAUCUCAUCAUAUCGGAGGAGCCCGACUACGGAUCCAUCGAAAAACCUGUAGAGAUCUUUCAUAUCAUCGAACACUUUUGUCUCGGCCGAAGAAGGUUACACCUCUUCGGUCGCGAUAGUACUAUCAGACCCGGUUGGCUAACCGUCGGUCCAGAACUGACAAACACGAACUUUAAUGCGGACCUUUAUCAAAGUUAUUUCGUCAAUGGACAGAUCACCACGGGUUGCACCGAGAGGAUAGAGGCGCUUAGACCAAAAUCGCCACCGCCUAAAGGAAAAGUAUCCGGCCGAGGUAGAGGAGGUUUUAAUCGUGGCAGAGGUAGAGGGAGAUAAAUUAAUAAUUUCAGAAUUCUGCAUUAUAUGUCUUUCGGACAUUAUUAUAAUGGAUGGAAAAAAUACAAGAAUAAUUACGAAGACACGUGUGAGAAUAUCUCUCGUAAAAUAUUCUCCAAAUACCUUAGCUUGACUUAAGUUUAGAAUCAAUCUCAUGACGAAGAAUUCAAAAUAAUUAUCUGUUUAAUUACAGAUAUCAUAUAUAAUAUUUCGUUAACUUUUCGCACCUAGAAUAAGAUUUUUUUCAUAAAAUUUGCUUUAAAUUAUUUUUGUGUUGCAUAUUUACUUUUAAAAUAUAUGACUUGUUUGAUUUCUUAAUUUCAAACAUUAAUUUGCUUUUUUUAACAAUGUAAAUAAAAUUACAUCAAAAAUUAUCUUAAAAUUUAUCUUAAAACUUAAAUUCCAAAGAGAAAUUAACUUCAUAUUUCUCAAAAAAUCAAUCCUUUAAAACUAAUCCAAAUUGUGAAACGCUAGUAUUAUAAAUAUCUGCAAAAUCUUUUAUCAGAAAAGAUACAAGUUUUUCAUGUUGCACGAGGAGCUGGAUGAAAAAGAAAUGAAGGUAAGACAGGUUUUAAUAUCAAACUUAUUGUUAUUGCAAGGUACAUAUUGUAAAGAAUUUGAACGCAUUAUUACAUGUAACUUAACUAUCCGUGAUAGUAUAUGGUAUUGCCUCUCUAUCUUUAAACCGUUAACCGUUAAUAUACAUUGGAUUGCCAAAAUCGCAGUUAAAGGGAGAUUGUUAAAAUAAAACGCUAAACAGAUCGCGUAAGAUCUAAAUUCGACAAAUUUUCAAGUAAAUUGUAUUUAACUACGCGUUAGAUCGUAGAGAAACAUAAACGAAUGUACAUAUAAAAAAUAAAACAGAUAUAUUUCGUUGUUGCAUCAUAGAAGCAAAAAAAAUCGUAAAGAAUCUUACGAGUAAUAUAAAUUAGUUAAUUAAAUAAUAGCGAUGUAUCGUCCUCGAGAGAAUAAAGAAACGCGCAUAUUCCCCGCGUCAGUCAUUCGAAAUAUACAACACCGAGUUACAAAAGUAGAAAUAUUGUAGAAAAAGAAAGAAAUCGAAUGUUGUUAUGACGUUCGUAAUUAUUAUGGCAUGUUUUCAAAUUCUUCUUUUUUUCAUAUAUAUUCAAAUUAUUUCAUUUAUUUAAAAUUCGUUUAUAAAAAUCUUCGGAUAAAAUAAAUGCUUUCCAUUAAUUGGACGAUUGUCGUUGCCACGUGCGUAUGUUCGACGAGAAAAUCAAUACGAUAAUUAUAGAUAAAUCAAUUUUCUAAAAAUAACUUCAGACUAUUUUUCAUGUAAAUAAAUCUGUCCUUCGUUAAGAUUCCUUAAAUGUGUCAUUCAAUGACAUUGUUCAAAAGAUUAACGCCGUGCUCUUUCGGAAACACAAAAGUAAUUAAUUUUCUAUUUCUGAGAUCAAGUCACAUAUUUUGUACUCUAUAGGUUGAGUCGUUAAUUUAUAAUAUAUAUCAUAAAUAUAGAGUUCUUAAGAUUAAGAUCGUCAUCAGCAAAAAAAAAAAAAAAAAAAAA